ACAGGUGGGCAUGGGGAGGACAAGCAGAGGACACCACAGCAUGUCUGCGUGCACACAAAUGCAGUCCAAAUUUGGGCUGGAAAUGGGUAGCGGGCAGUGAAACAAACGUCGGUCCGUUCGGAUCGCCACGUUGGGCCGUGUUAUUUGUCCGCGCGGAUAGGAACGGACAUGGUGGACGAAAUGUGUCGGCCCGUUGGAGUUGCCAUAACCCGGACGACCUUCCCGGUGUUGGAUCGUGUCCAAUGUGGUGAUUGCCUCUAGCAACUCCGCUAGAAGUGUAUUUGCCUUUAAAUUAUCCACACCCCUCGCGAACAGCAGGCAAGAGUAGGGCAAAAAUCACAAUGGAACUCUCCUGGUCCUCCUCGCUGCUUCUUCUCAUCCCUCUCCUACCUCUUGUUUACUUUCUCUACUUGCGUCAGGACCCCAAGAAGCAGCCUCACGCCCAUGGGCUCAAGGUCUACCCCAUUCUCGGCACGCUGCCACACCUCGUGAAGAACAAAGACCACUUCCUCGAGUGGUACACCGGCGUCAUGCAGAGCAGCCCCACACAUACCAUGGUCUUCAAGGUGAUCGGUCUCACCGGCCAAGCCAUCACGGCCGACCCGGCAAACGUGGAGCACAUACUCAAGACUAACUUUGGGAAUUACCCCAAAGGCGAGCUUACCGUCUCCAUGUUCGAGGACUUCCUUGGCCACGGCAUCUUCAACUCUGAUGGCGACGAGUGGCUGUGGCAGCGCAAGGCAGCUAGCUACGAGUUCAACAAGCGCUCGCUUAGGAACUUCAUGGUGGAUGUCGUCCGUUUCGAGGCAGUCGAGCGGCUGGUGCCGCUGCUGCAGCGAGCGGCGCGCGACGCCCAGACCCUCGACGUUCAGGACGUGCUGGAGCGCUUUGCAUUCGACAACAUCUGCGGCGUGGCCUUCGGCGAAGACCCAGGCUGCCUGGCCGUCGCCGACGAGGGCAUGGCCGCGCCCCAGAGCGCGGAGUUCAUGUCCGCGUUCAACGACGCGCAGAACACGAUCGUGGCCCGGGUCAUGUCGCCUAUCAAGUGGAAGUGGCUGUGGCGCGUGAAGAGGUUGCUCGACAUAGAGCCGGAGAGGCGGAUGCGCUUGGCGCUUGCGACGAUCCACGGCUACGCUGACAAGAUCGUUCGUGAGCGUAGGGAGAGUGGAGAGGAUGGGCUGGCGCGGAGGGACGACUCUCUUCUGUCGCGCUUCGCUGCGGCUGGUGAGCACAGCGAUAAGAGCCUCCGCGACGUGGUCACCAACUUCAUCCUUGCCGGCCGCGACACGACAUCGUCGGCGCUAACCUGGUUCUUCUGGUUAGUGUCCACGCGGCCCGACGUGGAGGACAAGAUCAUGAGCGAGAUCCGCGCGGUGCGCGUGUCAGGAGUAGGCGCAUCCACUUUCAGCUUGGACGAGCUGCGCGAAAUGCACUACCUCCACUCGGCCAUCACCGAGUCCAUGCGGCUGUACUUGCCGGUGGCUGCCGACGUGCACAGCUGCAAGGAGGACGAUGUCCUUCCGGACGGCACAUUCAUCGGCAAAGGGUGGCUGAUGACAUACUGCGCUUUCGCGAUGGCGUGGUUGGAGAGCAUCUGGGGCGAGGACUGCCAGGAGUUCAGGCCGGAGAGGUGGCUCGACGGAGAGGGCGUGUUCCGGCCGGCAAGCUCGUUCAUGUACCCUGUCUUCCACGCGGGGCCGAGGAUGUGCCUCGGAAAAGAGAUGGCCUACAUCCAGAUGAAGUACAUCGUGGCGUGCGUGUUGGAGAGGUUCAGCCUCCGGUACGUCGGAGGCGAGGGGCAUCCAAAGCUCGAAAUGUCAAUGACGCUGCGGAUGGGACGCGGCUUGCCAAUGCAGGUGAAGAACAAGGGAGGCUAGCUCGGCUACUUGGAGGAGUCAGUUUCAUCACAAAUCACAACUACCGUCUACUCCAUUGCUCUAGCUAGUACUGUUCUUACUUGGUCUGGGAAAUAAAUCUUCAACUAUCGGGUUGCCAGCGCCGCGCAUUUGUGCUGCAAAGUUUAUAUUUAUAAUAACUAGCAAUAGGCCAGUGCGUUGCAAUGGAAAAUAAAUAUCUCACGUGAGAUUUUAGGCAAUCUACGAU
This is a messenger RNA of Triticum aestivum (bread wheat), 2103 nucleotides long. Its product is annotated as cytochrome P450 94B3-like. The transcript is spliced from 2 exons. The record is from RefSeq and is a predicted model, not a curated record. Bases 342 to 1877 code for a protein of 511 amino acids. NCBI's taxonomy places the organism in Eukaryota, Viridiplantae, Streptophyta, Magnoliopsida, Poales, Poaceae. Gene Ontology annotation, molecular function: heme binding; iron ion binding; oxidoreductase activity, acting on paired donors, with incorporation or reduction of molecular oxygen.